This is a messenger RNA of Hemicordylus capensis (graceful crag lizard), 1522 nucleotides long. RefSeq names its product chromosome 1 C2orf50 homolog (gene CIMIP5). Lineage: Eukaryota; Metazoa; Chordata; Lepidosauria; Squamata; Cordylidae. The transcript is spliced from 3 exons. The record is from RefSeq and is a predicted model, not a curated record. Bases 564 to 1166 code for a protein of 200 amino acids.
AGAAGUUUAGCCAAGCCCACCAGCAGCUAUCUUUACUGGAUACAUGUCUUCAGUCUGGGAUGAAUAUUCAUGAUGAAGCCCGUCUGGUUUCCAAUGGAGACCAUAAACACACUGGGAAAACCCGGGUCUCUCGGUGUUUUGUUUCAGCUGCACAAGCAGAACAAAAGCUCCCGUAGUGCAGAAAAACUCCCUGUAGUACUACUUACAAUAAGAGGCUCAUGUUACAAGUCCAUUGGGCAUUCUGGGGACUCCUGAAGCAAUGUGGGAGUUGGGAAGCACACAGCAGUGUGGCUUCUGUUGUUUUAAAGCUUACCACAGUCAUCUGACAACCCAAGCCCAUUAACAACCUCGUUGCCUUUUUAAAAAUAUUAUGGUUGCACUGAAUCUUGCCUCUGUGCAGUGUACAAAUCCAGCUGCCUAGCAAAAUAUUGGACAAUCCAACAAAACAUUUGGACAUCCAUUGCUUCAGAAGUCCCCCAAAUGGCACAGCAAACCACAAAAAUUCUUCAUGCAUUUGUCAGAGAUGUUGCCUGUCAAACCUCCAGGCAUGCUGUGUAGUUUCUAUGUGUUCUGCUUAUUCAAUCAAACAACUAAGAGAAAAGUGUGAAUGUUUAGGAUCUUUGCUAUCAGCCUGUCCUAGUGACCCAGUUUGCAGGGCAGAGAGGAUGGGGAGCAGAACAAAUGGACUCAGGAGAAGUACAUCGGCAGGGUACCGGAUGCCAGCUACCAGCCCGGUGGGCGAUUUAGCCUCAUCCUCAUCUCCUUCACUUAGCAGCAGCCGGUCUGGAAGGACCCCACCUACCACACAGAGUUUGGUGAAACCCUCAAGCAAAAACCAGGGAGAAGAGCAGAAAGCCCUGAAGGGGGAUCAGGUCCAACAGGACAAAGUCUGGAGAGAGUUUGUGGAGGCUGAGAGAAGGGCAAACAGAUAUUGGUACCAGAACUGGAGUUUCCUGAAGGACUAUGAUCCAAUGGGAAAGAAAAAAGAACAUGAAGAACUCCCUGAGUAUGUGUCAGUAUUCUCAGACAAAAUUCCCAACACCAGCAGUCGCAUCAUUGGCAGCAGAAUGAAUACUGACCUUGGCAAAACACUGGUAACAAUGGAUUAUUUCCUCAACUAUGGAAGGAGAAAAAAUAAACUUGAACAGGAACUCCAGCCUGCCUAGAAUUAAACAGAAAAUGCCUAGCUUCAAAGAGAAAAUCUUACUCUAAUGCUUUCUGGAGCAAGGUUCAUACUAAAUAAACAAGCAAAUCCCCAAACAAAACGAAAACUGAUGAAAGUUUGAACAAUGGGUCAAAUUCUAUCCAAAUAGGACAUCAAUGAAUUUAAAGUUGACACCAAAGGCUGCUGCUGAAAUCCUGUGGACAGUGGCAGCUGGUCAGUAAGGGCAGGAGGGGCUGUGCGCCCCCAAACAAAAGCAAACAAGCUAGUAAAAGAUCAGACCUACCAGCAGCCAGGGAAAUCUUCAGAGCACGGAGCUUCCUCCAGCCCCUCCUCCCCUGCCUGUAACUUCUUAUAUUU